Molecule: messenger RNA, 1522 nt
Organism: Pelagomonas calceolata
Lineage: Eukaryota; Pelagophyceae; Pelagomonadales; Pelagomonadaceae
Source: the annotation of a GenBank genome assembly
CACUAGCGAGCAGCCAAAAAAGCUCAGAAUCGCUGCACGCGCAGCACAAACGUCCCCACUGCACGCAGACACGCGCAGAUCUUUCCUAUUGCAAGCUUACUACAGCCAAACUUCGUUGCGGCCCCAAAAAACGCGCGCCAAAGGCCCUCUCCCAUAGGCUGCUACCACAAGGCAAACACAGCGCGACGCACGCCGGACGCCGUCGACACGCUCCUACAAAAGCUACCAUGACGCUCCUCGACCACGCCCGAGCCCAGGAGCGCGACGACGCCGCGGCUUCACACGAGAAGGACGCCAAGCACGGCCUCCUCGUCCAGAAGAAACCUCCACAAUACCCGCAGGACGGCCUCAAAUUCGCGAUCGCGGGCACGGGCGCCAUGGGCCUGGAACACAUCCGCAACAUUUCGCUGUUGAGAGAACGAGGGUCCACAAUAGUAGCCGUGGCGGACUCCGAUCAGCGCGCCAGAAAGGAAGCCAGAGCUGAAUUAGAUAAGUGGGGCUUUCCACAAGCGAAAGUCAUGUCGGAUUGGCACUCUUUGUUCGACUGCGGCUGCGACGCGUUCAUCGUCGCCACGCCCAACUAUCAGCACCAUGAACUACUAGUAGAACUACUACCUCUCGCGAAAAUGCACGUGCUGUGCGAGAAGCCCCUCUGUACGACCAUCCAGGACUGUCUGGAUGUGGAAGCACUCGUCAAAGAACACUAUGCACAGAGUGACUAUAUGUUCAUGGUCGGCAUGGAGUACCGGUGGAUGCCUCCGAUUGCCAAAUUAGUAGAAACGGUCGAUAGUAACGUAUUAGGUACGACGAAGAUGGUCGCUAUUAGGGAACACCGCUUCCCCUUCCUCCACAAGGUCGCGUACUGGAAUAGAUUUAAUAAGUGGACCGGAGGUACAUUAGUUGAAAAAGCCUGCCACUUUUUUGAUUUGAUGCGGCGGAUUGUGGCACACGACGGAUCGUGUGAUGCGGUCUCGGUCUACGCGUGUGGGGGCGGCGGCGUGAACCAUCGCGACGAGGACUACGACGGCAAGCAGCCGGACAUCCUGGACUUCGCCCACGUCAUUGUAUCGUUCUCCAAUGGCUGUUCGGCAUCAUUAGACCUGUGCAUGUUCGCCGAAGACAUGCAGACGGAGUAUGUGGGAGUGGUAGGUACCAAAGGUAAAGUCGAAGCAAGGUGCCCGGAGUGCCAGUUCCGCUUGACGACGCGAUCGGCGAAGUCCAUCGCGCCGGGCCGGACGCCGCCCUUGGAAGCUGAGAGGAACAAGCCCAUUGUUAGUCAUAUCCACCCGGACGCGAAGAUCAAGGAGGCCGGCUUUCACGAGGGCGCGACGUUUUUUGAAUUGUCGGCCUUUGUGGAAGCUGCGGUCGGUAGUAAGGUGCCACCCGUGUCCGUGCGCGACGGUUUGAUGGCCGUGGCUCUGGGCGUGGCGGCUCAUAGAUCUUUGGACGAGAAGCGGUGCGUUUUGAUUUCCGACGUCCUGCCGGGCUACGCGCCGCCCUAGUAGGCUAAGUAUCAUCGUAC